CUUAGGCCCUUGCUCGAAGACCGCUCACGAGACUUCCAAAUACCUUUGUGAUUUGAGCGGCUCGACCGCGUGUCCAUGGGCUCCGCCGUCGGUAACCGAUGGCUGGUCGCCGUAGCGUGCUGCUGGAUGAACCUCUUCUGCUUUGCCAUGCUCCGUUCAACGGCAGUCAUCUACGUCGCCGUCCUGCACACGUUCCACGUCACCAGGGGACAGGCGGCGUGGCCCCUCAGUCUCACCGGAUUCUUCUACACGUUCACAGCGCCUGCUGUGGGAGUCCUCGCAAGGUACUUCAGCGUCUGGAAGCUGACACUGGCGGGAUCUGUGGGCGGCGCCAUCUCUGUUUCGCUCUGCUACUUCGCCGACGACGUACCCUAUCUUAUCGUCUGCUAUGGAAUCUCGCAAGGUAUUAGCAUUGCGUUCACAUCGCUUACCCACACGGUCAUCAACCAAAGUUUCGACCAGUACAAGGCAGUGGCUUCUGGAAUCAGCAACGCAGGAUUCACGAUCGGAAGCCUCGUAUUCCCACUUGUGCUACAGUUCUUCUUCGACCGAUACGGCGUCCGAGCGGGCUUCUUGUUGUGCGGUGCUUUGAUGCUCAACGCUGCCGCCGCUUCCUUGCUACAACGAGAUUGUCGUGUUAUGUCUGUUGCUACUUCUCACGAGAAAGCACGGCAUAAUCCUCGUAAAACCGAGGAGUCCCAAGAAGACGCCCUUAGAAAUGACAGUUCCCGCGCUGCAGAAGAGCGGUCGAUGGAACUCCUGCCGAUGUCAGAACAGACGUCGAGGAAAGGUAGCCUAAGCACCCGAGAUGAAGAGAGCGAUGCCCCUUUGUCUUCAAGUAUAACAGAAAACCCCAGAGCUGAUCAACUCCAUGUACAAAACUUAGAAUUUGAAAGGAUUCAAGUUCAAGCUGCGGAAAAUAAGUACGAUGUUUCGAGGAAAAUACAAAAUCUCGUACCAGAGUUGACUCUUAGAAGUCGAAUAGUAGGAUCGUUGUCAUUUCUUGUCAUACCCAAGUUCUACAUCGUCGCAAUCUCAUUUUCGCAACUUAUUGUUUGCAUAACUACUUACCUAACUGUUAUUGUGGACUUCGCAAAGGAUCAAGGCAUCCCCAAAUGGAACGCUGUUCUUCUGAUCACGUUCUGUGCGGCAGCGGACAUGGCGGCCAGACUAGCAUCUGGGUGGUUCACAGACAGGGGCUUCUUGAGGAGGAGCACCAUGAUGACGCUGCACUUAUUCCUCUCGGCCAUGGCCCUGUUUCUUGUACCCCUUUGUAACUCGUAUUUCCUGAUGGUCCUCAUGUCUGUGAUCGUGGGCUGGUGCAAUGGAGCCACUGUCAUCCUCAUACCAGUGUUCCUGAUGGAACUGGUAGAGGCCGGCAAAUUCAGCGUCUGCUACGGGACGGCGACCCUCUUGUCUGGCCUUCCCAUGCUGGUCAGGCCUUUGGUAAUUGGAUAUUUUAGGGACACGUUGGGACAUUACCGGGGUCUCUUUUGGCUUCUCGGAACGUUGUCAGCUUGUAACGUCGUCUUAUGGAGCUGGAUUUACUUGAGGGAGAGACAGACGGACAACUGCAACAAUCUCAAUAAGUUGCAACGGAAGAAACAUUCACAGGCAUGACAAGUGACCACUGUGUUACCGUGCUCUGCACCGGAUCACAGGCCCGUCUUAAUCCCUCUGUAUACAGACCAAUAAAGAAAAAAGGGAUCGCCAGCCCACGGUAUUCCC
Messenger RNA from Ixodes scapularis (black-legged tick), 1728 nucleotides. RefSeq names its product monocarboxylate transporter 3. Gene Ontology annotation, molecular function: monocarboxylic acid transmembrane transporter activity. The coding region runs from base 76 to 1620 and encodes 514 amino acids. Gene Ontology annotation, biological process: transmembrane transport. The transcript is spliced from 4 exons. The record is from RefSeq and is a predicted model, not a curated record. NCBI's taxonomy places the organism in Eukaryota, Metazoa, Arthropoda, Arachnida, Ixodida, Ixodidae.